CCGGCCCCGGUGCGUGCGGCGCUGCCCGCCCCGCUCGCCCCGCUCGCCCCGCUCGCCCGCUGGCACAGCCCGCCCGGCGGAGGGGGGCGAGGAGGGCUCUCCCCGCCAUGGCCUUCACCUUCGCCGCCUUCUGCUACAUGCUGUCGCUGGUCCUCUGCGCCGCCCUCAUCUUCUUCGCCAUCUGGCAUAUAAUUGCCUUUGAUGAGCUUCGGACAGACUUCAAGAGCCCCAUCGACCAGUGCAACCCGGCACACGCAAGGGAGCGGCUGAGGAAUAUUGAGAGGAUUUGCUUCCUCCUGCGAAAGCUGGUGCUGCCAGAAUACUCCAUCCACAGUCUCUUCUGCAUAAUGUUUUUAUGUGCUCAGGAGUGGCUCACACUGGGGUUAAAUGUUCCUUUGCUUUUUUAUCACUUAUGGAGGUAUUUUCGUUGCCCAGCAGACAGCUCAGAGCUGGCCUAUGAUCCCCCUGCAGUCAUGAACGCAGACACCUUGAGCUACUGCCAAAAAGAGGCCUGGUGUAAGCUGGCCUUCUACCUCCUUUCCUUCUUCUACUAUCUCUACUGCAUGAUCUACACUCUGGUGAGCUCUUAACUGAAAGAUCAUCUCUAAAGACUGAAAACAACAAAGGCUGGAGGUGCAAGGACGAGUGAACCAAGGGAUGCAUGAUUAAAAAAAGCAAGGAGGAAAACUUUGAACCCAAGCAGUAAAUAUGGUACAUGAAAGAGAGAUCCAGCAAAGAGAAGCAGAAUACCAUUGGAGAAUGGCUGAGUUAAUUGUGUUUGUCUCCUGUUCCUCAAUGUAUUGCAGCAAAUGAUUUUCAAAACCCAAGCAAACAAAAAAAAAAAAAAAAAAUUGCAACAACGUGGGCCAAAUUAUACAACUAUUCACCUCUGCAGGAAUAAUGCUGCUUGUUUUAGUGGACUCAUUAAAACUGUAAUCCCUACAGUCCCUGCUGUCUUCCAGGAAGCAAUGUUUCUUUUCUUAAGGACAAUUCUGGACUGAGGAAGCACAGGACAAGAGGAUCUUACACAAGAAGAGCUGUACCACACAUUCUGCAAAUGAGCACUGAGUGGACUUGAGAUAAGAUGUGUGACUGUCCUGCAGGGCUAUUCUCGUGACACUAGUCAAAUCUCAUGGAACUGCUUCAGUGGUUUUGGUUUGUUGGGGUUUUUUUAUCCAACCAAAACAAGAAUAACAAAAGAAUUUGCAGUUUCAGUGUUCUGUAUUCUAACUAUAUGCUCUUCCUGCAGGUGAUCAUCCUGCAGUGUAUUUCUGUACUUCAUUUGUGAUGCACCAACACCAUACAUGACAUGUAGAAAUAUAUUUGGUUUAACCUAAUCAGGCCAAGCACUUAUCAGAAUAGUGUUCCUCUGUCUGAAAAAAACCAAACAAAACCAAACCAGGUAAAAGCUUGCAUAUAUGUAAAGAGGAUUUUAACGUAGCUAUUAUAUUCAUCACAAUGCUGGAUAGCAAAUACUGGACCAGCUAAUUGUGGUCUGUAAUUCUGCUUUGCAGUUUUACUUCUGCUGUAAAAUUUAAGCUGGAACAAAUACACAAAAUGUCUUUGUCUUGUAUGAGGCUCCUCUUGAAAGAUGUUCAGUUUUUUUAAUAAUUUAAAGGUUUUAAAAUUUUGUCAUAGAGUUCUCAUUCAAAUUCAUUUAUAUGGGCUGCAUAUCUUUAUACAUAUAUAUAUGUAUAUAGAAAUAUGUAUCUACAUAAAUACAAUCUAUUUGUAUUUUAGGUUAAUCUGUUUGAGGGCAAAGGUACCAAGUGUCCAGAACUGCUGCUUCUGAAAUAAAUCUAUUUCAGUGCUGACCCAGGUGAAGCCAGACUCACUCCCUCAAAGUCACUGGUGCUGUGGGUAGUAGCAAGGCUGUAAACUCAAGACUAACACCAGAGUGUUCACAGUGCUUGGUUCUUGCAUUUGGAAUGAGCUGAUAAGGGUUGACAUUCUUUAAUUUACAGUAGUUUCAUUAAUUUUCAGUAGUUUUUAUUGGAUACAUUUUAUCUUCAUACAUUGAGGUAUACCCAGUUCUAGAAGCAAAAGGCUGCCAAAUCAGAUGUUGGGUUUUGGUUGCACAUGCCACAGAGGUGGCUGAAGUGCUCUUGAAAUCACACUGGUCCUGCAGGCAAUACAGAUGUGUUCUCUUGGAGUGAGCCUGAGCUAAGAAACUUCACUGGAUCAUUGCAGACCUAACUGAUAAUGCUCUGCUGCUGUGGAAUAGUUAAUGCACCACCCAUGAAAAGCUGAUGAUUGUUUGUAACUGAAUUUCUUCUCUGCAUCCCAACUAAAGCAUCUAGUUCUACAACAGUAAAGGAACUAGAUUCACAGGAAUAAAUCACAGUGAAUAACUUCUAGGUGUCUUGCUACCUCAUAAAACUUUCAUCUCUGAGCAGGUGACUGAAUCUUUCCAUGUAUCUUAUAGGAUUUCAUAGGAGAUGAAAAGAAAUUAUUUCAGGUUCCCUAUAUUCCAAAUACAUGCUUUAAAAUCAGUUUCAUUGAAAGGCUUGGAAUUUUCUGAGGUUGAAUGGGUGAAAGUAUGAUUACUUCUUGCCUGAAAACACAGUUUUUAAAUGCUAAGUUUUAGGGAUGAGCUGGACUGCUGGCAGGUCAAUUGUUUGCCUGCAGGGCUGAGUGGAAGAUCUGAGUUUUUCUAACUGGCACUGGCCUCUAAUUCUUGACUUUGCACAAAAAGCAAUUGUGUAUGUGGGUCUUCUGAAUGCAGCCUCAGGGGACUUCAAGGACUGGAGUGGAUGUGCUUGGUCAUUUGGAAGAGGUUCUCUAUUUCAGAGAACUUUAUCAAUACACUUCCCAAACUCCACUGGAGAGCAGAACACUUCAUUUGAUCCUACUGCUGCUUUGAGUGAGUGUUUCCAGGAUUUCACUGCUCUGCUACUAGAAUUUUUUUUUUUUUUUUUGCAUUUCCAGAGUAAAUUUAUGCUUAGAUAAUUUAUUCCACUUGCUUUUGAGCCAACAUUAGCCUAAGCACACUUUCUCUCAUGCCCCUUAAGAUUUCAAUAUAUAGAGAAAGAAGUCCUUUUCACCCUCCACUCUGAUAAAAGUCAGCUGUCUCUUGUCCUCCUAUAGAAAACUCUAUUCUCCAUGUCCUCUUUAAAAGGUUUCUCCAUAGUCUUUCCAGAGAAAUUAAUAUUUCUUAGGAGUGUAUAAUCACAGCUGUUCAGAGUAUUCUGGAGAGAAUCUUGCCCUAAUUAGUCCUUGCUGUGAAUGGACAAUGAAAGCUAACACUCUCAGUUCUUUCCAGUAAUACUUAUUCAAAAAAGCAACCACACAGCUCUGAAUAGCAUUUUGUUCCUCUUUGAGAUAAAUCUUAAAGCUGAUUGAAAAACUGAUUAAUAUUAGGAUACCUUCCCUUUAAUUGUAUUUAGUCUGCAGGGGCAGGAGUUGGACUCAAUGAUCCUUGUGGGUCCCUUCCAGCUCAGGAGAUCUGCUUUAACCAAAGCAAGGGAUGUAAACUGUGUAGUUGUUGCUGAAGAAUCUGUGAUCUUUGGUCACAAAGAAGUGUCUCCCCCAUGUCACACUUUUGAGGGAGAAAUAAUCUCUGCCAUCCUUUCUGUCUCCAGUUCCUCCUUGUUGGUUAGUGGAGGCUGGAGAUUUCCUCUGCAAUUUCCUGCUUUCUUCCUGUCUCUUUUCCCAGAAGGGUGAAUGCCAUUAUUUAGGAGCAGAGUUCUCUUCUCUCACAUGUCUGAUGGUGUAGAUAAAUCCCAUAAGACAUAAGAAAACUCAUCAUCAUCCUUUGCUCCUUCAGAAGCAGGUGUGAAAUGAGCACACUCUUAAACAAGUACUCAUUUUCUUUAACUGCACCUUCUGUGAAGUGAAAGAGGUGAUGCUUAUUUUGUGAACUCUUCCCAUACAUGCUGUAGUUUGUUUUUUUUUUUUCCAGUAACUGUUGAAUCUGCUUAUAAGAAAAAGGUAAGAGGUGGAAAAAGAUGGGAGGGGAUGGGACCUGCAUGAGCUGCUUACCAGAGGCAUCUACACAGAGUGCUGACCUUUAGCUGCUUGUUCCUGGAAGGGAUGAAAGGCAAGGUCUCCUAUUUAUAGUCAGGUAAUUGCAGUGAUGCUGAAUAAAAUUGUUGCUGCUCUGACUUUUUCAGUUUCAAGUACAGCAAAUCAGUGCUGAUAGCAGAAUGCUUCGCCUACAAAUAAUUAACUGUACUUAAGCUGUCAGAAGUGUUUUUCCAUCUGCUUCCUUGAGCCAUACUCUUCCUUUUGCACUAAGCCCCUGAAAGAGAAAAAAAAAGUUCUUCAACCUACACCUUACAGAAACUGCUCUGAGGUUGUUAUGAUCUGGCACUGCUGUUGGGGUCAUGAGUAAUCCUACAUUAUUAGCAGGGGUAUUAGCAAUCUAUUGCUUUUCCUUUCUCCAUUCCAUCUCCACACUGAUAUUUUUUGACAAAAAAAUUUUAAAAUCACAGCGCAUGAUCCAAAAUCCUUGAAUUUACUGGAGGCUAUUUGUUGUUUCCAAUGAGAAGCAAACAAAAAAUGUUUCCAUUUAACGCCCAUUCCCUCUACAUGUGGAAUAGAUUCACAUUAGAAAGUCUCUAGAUUUUUGUUGGUAGGGAUUCCAUCCUUUAGAUCUUGACACCACAUCCAUUUAACUGAAUUGUGUUAAUGGAAAGGGAACCUGCAUUUUUGAGGGAUAAGGGUAACAUUUCAAUGCUCAUGUCAAACAGAAAGUUAUACCAACUUGGUAAAAAUCUGGCUAUGUGGAAGUUGAUGGAAAUCAUACCUUUUGUUUCAUGUAGCCCCACUUAACAAUGCACAGUUUCUACCAAGAGGUUGGUGGAAAAUUAAAAAUAGAAAAAAACCCAAAUAAAUACAAUAAGUUUAGUUCAUCAAAAAUGCUAUUGGAUGUUAGAUAAAGCUGGAGUUGCUACAAAUAGAACAGGAGAUGAAAAGGUCGAAAUAAACAGAGAAUUGGGGUUUUUAUUCUUUGGGAAGCCAUGAAUAUUGGGCUGCCAUCCAGGCUGCACUGAACUUUACAUUGCUGAUCUCAGUCCAGAUUCCUGCUCUGGUGAGUUUUUUGAUUAUCUAUUGCUCAUGAACACAUUGUUCUGGUUUAUUUUUGUUCUGCUCAGUAACACAGUUGUAGGUGGGAAGGAGGGAAAAUUCUCCCAUGAAAUACCAUAUUCCCCCUCUUUUCUCCCAGGAAACAUGUGAACAUGCUGUAACAAAAUUCUGAUGAUGUGUUUCAGUGGUACAUCUCAACCAAAGAAUGAAGUUCUUUGCUGCAGACAAUAUUCUGAUGCAAUGUAAUAAACCACAGGUCUAGAAAUAUUUUUUAGUGCUUGCACACUUGAAGUAGUUAUUUUACUACCUCUACUUGCUGGCAGACUUCCCAUGUAAGAGAAAAUAUGCUUUUGUGGCCCAACUCCAUGACUUUCUGCACAGUCAAACUCUCAGUAAAACUCUGAGGAAUGUAAAGUGCUUUUAAUUUUUUUUUUUCUAGUUAUGAGACCCCAUAUUUGAGUAAUAUGUUAUGGCAAUUGAAUAAAGCAUUAAAAGCCAAAAUCUCCUGUUUAGUCUGAAUCUCAAAAAGAUGUUGCUCCUUUUUUCCUGUAAAUUAUCCCUAAUAUCACCAGUCUUCUGACAGACCUGAAGAAAUCUGCCUGUCCCAUUGUUCUGACAGUUUCAGUCUUUUUAAACAGAUUUGCAGCCACUGAUCAUUAGUGGGAAACACUGACUGGAAAGAACAACUUUUACAGACCACCCCAAGAUUUAUGGAAACAUCUUAAGUAACACAGAAGUUGUCCAGUCUUCUGGAAUACCUCUCACCUGUAAACUAUUACUUUUAUUACUUAUAUUGCUGUAUUACUUUUAUAGUAAUACACAGCACCAAGCACUUAAUAGUACAAGUAGUACCUAGUACAAGUCUUGUAGAACAAGCAGAGCAGGAUUUCUCUCUGUGUUCUAAGAGCUCUUGUGAGAUGGAGGCAUUUCUCUCUCUGAGUAGUGCCUGGUACUGCACAGGUGAAAUUGGGAAUUACAUAUAGAUGGUAUUAUAAUCCUAAAUAAUGCAUACUUUUCCUCAUGGGAGGAAGCAAUGGAAUUCAGUGGAAUUAGUCAGAAUGCAUUUUUCCACUGCCACCAGGAGGGUACCUGACCUGGGCUGUUGCUGUGACAAACUGAACUGUGCUUCAGCCUCUGAAUGCAUGUGUGCUGUAAUUUGAUGUUGCCAGAAAGCAUUAAAAUGUGAAGAAUAGUGAUCAGAACUGCUCCCCAUUUCAGUGUUUUGCACCCUUCUAAUUCAUUUUGGCUUUACCCAUUUUUCCUCUUCCUUUAUCACAUGGUGGAUCCUAUUUCACUCAUCUUUCAGUGCUACAUUUAAAGCAAACCCAGUGCAAGCUCAGGCUAAAACAGUGGCACUGGUUCUAGUCCAAAUCCUUCAUCUACCUGUGGACAUUUAUUUGAGAAUAAAAUUAUCCUAGUUUGGUUGUAACUAGGUGCAAAUGGAAAUCAGCUAUUUCAAUAGGCAUCCUUUUCAUCCUGGAAAGUGAAUAAAGCCACAUUCAUGCAGGAGUUUGAUGAUUUAAUGUGCAUUAGCACAAAUUUGUUAUUCACCCAAA
Molecule: messenger RNA, 6584 nt
Organism: Oenanthe melanoleuca
Lineage: Eukaryota; Metazoa; Chordata; Aves; Passeriformes; Muscicapidae
Gene: CNIH3
Product: cornichon family AMPA receptor auxiliary protein 3
Exons: 6
Coding region: 108-590 (160 amino acids)
Biological process (GO): regulation of AMPA receptor activity; vesicle-mediated transport
Cellular component (GO): synapse; dendrite
Source: RefSeq, a predicted model, not a curated record